Molecule: messenger RNA, 1773 nt
Organism: Pieris macdunnoughi
Lineage: Eukaryota; Metazoa; Arthropoda; Insecta; Lepidoptera; Pieridae
Source: the annotation of a GenBank genome assembly
AUGGCAGCCAGUGACUCGGGAACAGAUGAGUCACUUUAUCCAAUUGCGGUACUCAUUGACGAACUCAAAAACGAGGAUGUACAAUUACGUUUAAAUUCGAUAAAGAAACUGUCGACAAUUGCCCUCGCCCUUGGGGUUGAAAGAACCAGAUCUGAACUCAUCCCCUUCCUCACUGAAACAAUUUAUGAUGAAGACGAAGUACUCUUGGCACUUGCAGAACAACUUGGAAGUUUUAUCAGUCUGGUUGGUGGUGGUGAGUUUGCCCACUGCCUAUUGCCUCCACUGGAAUCUCUUGCCACUGUAGAGGAGACAGUUGUCCGUGACAAGGCAGUUGCUUCACUCCGGGCUGUUGCUGCUCACCACUCCCCACAGGCCUUGGAGCAACAUUUUGUUCCUCUGGUGCAGAGGUUGGCUGGUGGAGAUUGGUUCACAUCAAGGGCAUCUGCUUGUGGACUAUUCAGUGUGUGCUACCCACGUGUGUCAGCGCCAGUAAAGGCUGAAUUGAGGGAACAUUUUCGCACACUGUGUCAAGAUGAUACACCAAUGGUGAGGAGAGCAGCUGCAUACAAACUUGGAGAGUUUGCGCGAGUUGUCGAAGUGGAGUAUGUUAAGAGUGAUCUCAUACCCAUGUUUGUAACAUUGGCACAGGAUGAUCAGGACUCAGUCCGUAUUCUAGCUGCAGAAGCCUGUGCAGCAGUAGCAGGCUUGCUUCCAGCUGAAGACUGUGAACAACUUGUGAUGCCAACUGUACGUGCUCGCGCUGGAGAUUCGUCGUGGCGUGUGCGAUACAUGCUAGCUGACAAAUUUGUAGAGCUGCAGCAAGCAGUAGGCCCAGAACUUGCCCGAUCCGACCUGGCGCAAAUUUUCCAGGCUUUGCUUAAAGACUCUGAAGCUGAAGUUCGCGCUGCUGCCGCUGGAAAGGUAAAGGAUUUCUGCAUGAAUUUGGACAAAGCCCACCAAGAGCACAUUAUCAUGAAUAUGAUCCUGCCACAAAUCAAGGACCUGGUCUGUGACCCUAACCAACAUGUCAAGUCUGCCCUGGCCUCUGUGAUCAUGGGACUCAGUCCAAUAGUGGGACGUCAAAACACCAUUGAACACCUAUUACCCCUAUUUCUGAUACAACUUAAAGAUGAGUGCCCAGAAGUUAGAUUAAACAUCAUAUCUAACCUUGAAUGUGUCAAUGAAGUGAUUGGAAUACAGCAAUUAGUUCAAUCCCUCUUACCAGCUAUCAUGGAGUUGGCUGAAGACACAAAAUGGAGAGUCCGCCUCGCUAUCAUUGAACACAUGCCCUUACUUGCUGGACAGCUGGGACAAGAAUUCUUUGACGAGAAACUCACUGGUCUGUGCAUGUCUUGGCUCUUUGACCACGUUUAUGCCAUCCGUGAAGCAGCAACUCUAAACUUAAAGAAGCUAGUUGAACAGUAUGGUCCAUCGUGGGCAGAGACAAACGUCAUACCCAAAGUCCUAGCCAUGUCACGAGAACAAAACUACUUGCACAGAAUGACCUAUCUAUUUUGCAUCAAUGUUUUAGCCGAAGUUUGUGGCAAGGACAUAACUACUAGAGUUCUUCUUCCCGCCAUAUUGUCUACGGCCGACGAUAGUGUUGCCAACGUGAGGUUCAAUGUCGCGAAGACUCUACAAAAGAUGGCGCCGUAUUUAGAUGUAGCUGUCAUUCAGCCACAAGUUAAACCUGUUUUGGAGAAGUUGAACGUAGAUCCCGAUGUUGAUGUGAAAUAUUUCGCCUCGGAAGCCAUUAUUGGUAUUGCCGGUUAA